Chrysoperla carnea is the source of this 926-nucleotide messenger RNA. Its product is annotated as retinol dehydrogenase 11-like. Bases 4 to 924 code for a protein of 306 amino acids. The transcript has 4 exons. The record is from RefSeq and is a predicted model, not a curated record. Lineage: Eukaryota; Metazoa; Arthropoda; Insecta; Neuroptera; Chrysopidae.
UUUAUGCUUACUGGUGUGAAAAAAUAUUAUCGUAGUUCAUAUGGAAAAUGUAGAAGUAAUAAAAAAUUAAUAGGGAAAACUGUUAUUAUUACUGGAGCUAAUUCAGGUUUGGGUAAAGCAACAGCAAUAGAUUUGGCUCUUCGUGGUGCAAGAGUUAUAUUAGCAUGCAGGAAUUUGGAAGCAGCGAAUGCAACCAAAGAAGAAAUCAUUUACCAAACUGAUAAUGAAAAUAUAGUGGUUCAUCAUGUUGACUUCGAAUCUUUAGAUUCGGUACGAGAAUUUUCCAAAAAGAUUCAUGCUACUGAAGAACGUGUCGAUAUUUUAGUUAAUAAUGCUGGUGCAAGUCAACUUGGUAAUAAAUUAACAAAAGAUGGUCUACAUAUUGCAAUGCAAGUGAAUCAUUUUGCACCAUUUUUAUUGACAAAUUUGUUACUAGAUUUAUUAAAGAAAUCCGCACCAAGUCGUAUUGUGAAUGUGUCAUCUCGUUUUCAUAAAAAUGCUCGAUUAAAUUUAAACGAUUUAAACGAAGCACCAGCAGUUGAUGUUAUUACAUAUUCAAAUACAAAAUUAUGUAAUCUUUUAAUGUCAAAUGUAUUAUCUCGAAGAUUAGCUGGCACUGGAGUUACAUCAAAUUGUUCACAUCCUGGAUUUGUUGACACAAACAUAUGCAAAAACAUGUCGUAUAUAGAAUGGCUUGGUUGGAAAAUAUUGGCAUACUUAUUUUUCAGGACUCCAAAAGAAGGUGCUCAAACAACAAUUCAUUUGGCUGUAUCAGAAGAGUUAGAAAAUGUAUCUGGAAAAUAUUUUGCUAACUGUAUAGAAGCUACGCCAUCAAAACAAGCUCAAGACGAAAAAUUGGCUGACAGAGUAUGGGAACUAAGUGAAAAAGCAGUUGGUUUAAUGCCGGAUGAAAAACAUAUUUAGAA